Messenger RNA from Rhizophagus irregularis DAOM 181602=DAOM 197198, 1470 nucleotides. RefSeq lists its product as uncharacterized. Lineage: Eukaryota; Fungi; Glomeromycota; Glomeromycetes; Glomerales; Glomeraceae. The record is from RefSeq and is a predicted model, not a curated record.
AUGUCGAAGCUUAAUGAAGACGUUCUUAUCUUAGUAUUAGAAGAAGUGAAAAAAGAUAAAAAAUCACUUUAUUCAUGUCUUUUUGUUAAUAGAGUAUGGUGUAAAGCGACACUACCAAUUUUAUGGAAAAAUCCUAAUCUAUAUUGUAAAUCAAAUAAAUUAUUUUUUAAUACAUUACUUUUACAUUUAUCCGAAGAAUCAAAAGAUAAUUUGAAAAAUCAUGGAAUCGAACCUUUUAAGGAAAUUUAUAAACGACCUUUAUUUCAUUACAUUUAUUUCUGGAAACAUUUAAAUUUACAUUCAAUAGAUAUUACUUUUAAUUCUAGGACAAUUAUGAAAAAUAUAGGAGAUUUUAAAUGGAAUAUUAUGCGGAAUGAAAUAUUAAAUUUACUUAUUAAUAGAAAUUCAAGUUAUACUCAUCUUUAUAUUCACUCAGAAUUUGAUUAUCAAUUGUAUAAUAAUCCAGGAGUUAAGGAUUGCUUUUUAAGACUUCAACACGUUUCUUGUGGUGAUAAUACAAAACAACAUAUUUUAGAAGGAUUGGCUAGUAUAUGUAAAUCAAUAAAAUCAUUGAGAAUUGAUAUUGUAAUGACCGAUAAAAAUAGUAAUCCCGGACUCAUCAAAUUAAUUGAAGCGCAAAAUAAUUUAAACGUAGUAAAUUUUGACCGAUGUAGAAAUGAUAAUAGUAAUGAAAUAUAUCGUAAAACUCUUGAAGAAUCACUAAUUAAAAAUGCAGAUACUAUUCAAAAUUUAACAAUAAAGUGGAAACCUAUUACUAAUAUGCUUUUACAUCUUGUAAAUUUGAUAAGUUUAGAUAUAAAUCUUAGUUUUGGUAAUCCAUUAAAUCAUUCCUUUGAUAUAAAUUUAGAAAAUGUAAAUUUACCCUUUUUAAAAAUUCUAAGAACUCAUAGGGUUCCAUCUAGAAAUUUAGUUAGUUUAGUUGAAAAUACAAAUGGAAGUCUUAUUGAGAUUAAUGCUCGUAAUGCAAAUCUUAGUGGAAAGUUUAUCCAAGCGAUUUGUAAUAAUUGCCCAAAAAUUGAAUAUCUUAGAUUAUCAAUUAAGGAUAAUAUUUCAGAAUUAGGAAAAUUAUUAAUUAGUUGUAAAUGCUUAAAAGGAUUAUAUAUUUUUACCGAUGCACUAGAUGAAUCCAAUUGGGAUGAAUUAAUUGAUACAUUAAUUCAAUUUUCUCCGAUUAAUUUAUAUAAAUUUAAAUUUACUUCUAUCAAGAAUCUUAAAUUAGAAUCUCUAAAAUUCUUUCUUGAUAAUUGGGAGAAAAGACAUUCAAUGUUAUUACAAAUCGUUUUAAAGGAAAGUUUGAGUAUGUUUAUGGGAAGUCUAGGGCGAGAACAGAAACAGCAACAGCAACAGAAAAAUUUAUUAGAAGAGUAUAAGGGAAAAGGAAUAAUUAAAAACUAUCAUUUUUCUGGAGAAUUUGAAGAUUUUGAAUGGAUCCAAAAAAAAUAUCUUUAA